Molecule: messenger RNA, 1083 nt
Organism: Penicillium lagena
Lineage: Eukaryota; Fungi; Ascomycota; Eurotiomycetes; Eurotiales; Aspergillaceae
Product: endo-1,4-beta-xylanase
Exons: 2
Coding region: 1-1083 (360 amino acids)
Biological process (GO): carbohydrate metabolic process
Molecular function (GO): hydrolase activity, hydrolyzing O-glycosyl compounds
Source: RefSeq, a predicted model, not a curated record
AUGCGCUCAUAUUUGGCUAUUACGGCUUUACUUGCCAGCCUAACGCAGGCGGUACCUCAUUUAGGAGAUCAAAUUCCUAUCGAUCUUAAUGCCCUUGCUCACCACCGUGAUAAAUUAUGGUUUGGCACGGCUGCGGAUAUCCCUGGAACUUCGGAGUCAACCGAUUACGCAUACUUGAAUGUUUUGCGAAAGAACUUUGGAGAGAUGACUCCCGCAAAUGCAAUGAAGUUCAUGUACACCGAGCCUGAACAGAACGUCUUUAAUUUUACUGAAGGCGACUACUUCUUAGACGUGGCCGAACGCUUCGGCAGCCAGGUGCGCUGCCACAAUCUUGUGUGGGUCAGCCAAUUGUCCGAUUUUGUCACCUCGCAAAACUGGACUGCCGAAGCUCUUACUGCGGUGAUGAGGAACCACAUCUUCAAGACAGUUCAGCACUUUGGCCGACGUUGCUACUCCUGGGACGUGGUUAAUGAAGCCCUGAACAGCGACGGCACUUUCUCUUCAAGCGUCUGGUAUGACACAAUUGGCGAGGAAUAUUUCUAUCUUGCCUACCAAUACGCGCAGGAGGCGUUGGCGGAGAUCGGUGCCAAUAAUGUCAAGCUUUUCUACAACGAUUACGGGAUUGAGAACCCGGGAGCCAAAGCUGAUGCGGUUCUCCAGCUUGUGAGUGAGCUGCGGAAACGCCAUACUCGAAUUGAUGGUGUUGGGCUUGAGUCGCACUUUAUUGUCGGUGAAACGCCUUCUCUUGCCGAUCAGCUCUCAACCAAACAGUCUUAUAUCCGGGCCGGUCUAGAUGUGGCUAUAACAGAGCUGGACAUUCGCUUUUCGGAGGCUCCAUUUUACUCUGCUGCUGGUCAACGACAGCAGGCUGCGGACUACUACACCAGCGUUACCAGUUGUGUUGAAGCUGGCCCCCGUUGCAUUGGUGUCGUUGUAUGGGACUUCGAUGAUGCUUAUUCUUGGGUCCCAAGUACCUUCGCCGGGCAAGGCGGUGCAACCUUAUUUAACAGUACUCUCCAGGCCAAACCAGCCUAUUAUGCUGUUGCCGAGGCUCUUGAGGGUAAGACUUGCAGCGUUUGCUAA